AUGCAGCCUCAGCUGAUCGGCGGGGUCAAGGUGUCCGCCCCCGUGCGGCCCGAGUACAGCACCAUUCUCACCCCCGAGGCCCUCCAGUUCGUGGCCCACCUCUCCCGCCGCUUCUCGCCUCGCGUAACGGAGCUGCUGCAGCGUCGUGUGGAGGUCCAGGCCCGCUUCGAUGCCGGUGCCAAGCCCAAAUUCCUGGAGGAGACCCGGCACAUUCGUGAGGGUUCCUGGACAGUGGCCCCCCUCCCCGCCGACCUCCUGGACCGGCGCGUGGAGAUCACGGGCCCCACCGACCGCAAGAUGGUGAUCAACGCCUUGAACUCCGGCGCCAGCGUGUACAUGCCCGACUUUGAGGACUCCAACAGCCCCACCUGGGACAACAUGAUCAGCGGGCAGGUGAACCUGCGUGACGCCGUUCGCCGCACCAUCUCCAUGGCCGCCGCCGGCAAGACCUACCGCCUGAAGCCCGAGGUGGCCACCAUGAUCGUCCGCCCCCGCGGCUGGCACCUGUGGGAGAAGCACGUGAGCGUGGACGGCGCACCCGUCCCCGGCGGCGUGUUCGACUUUGCGCUCUUCUUCUUCCACAACGCGCGCGCGCUGAUCGAGCGCGGGUCCGGGCCCUACUUCUACCUGCCCAAGAUGCAGAGCCACCUGGAGGCGCGGCUGUGGAACGAGGUGUUCACCGAGGCGCAGCUGUACUGUGGCGUACCGCACGGCACCAUCAAAGCCACCUGCCUGAUCGAGACGCUGCCCGCCGCCUUUGAGAUGGACGAGAUCCUGUACGAGCUCCGCGAUCACUCCGCGGGCCUGAACUGCGGGCGGUGGGACUACAUGUUCUCCUUCAUCAAGACGCUGCGCAACGACGCGACCCGCAUUUUCCCCGACCGGGGCGUGGUGGGCAUGGACCAGCCCUUCCUCCGCGCCUACUCCCAGCUGGUGAUCAAGACCUGCCACCGCCGGCGCGUGCACGCCAUCGGCGGCAUGUCGGCCUUCAUCCCCAUCAAGGCCGACGCCGCGCGCAACGCGGCGGUCAUGGAAAAGGUCCGCGCCGACAAGCUGCGCGAGGUGCGCGAUGGGCACGACGGCACCUGGGUGGCGCACCCGGGCCUCAUCCCCAUCGCGCGUGAGGCCUUCGACGCGCACAUGCCGGGGCCCAACCAGCUGCACGUGGCCCGCCAGGACGUGGUGGCCGACCCCGCCGCCCUCCUGGCCGUGCCCUCGGGGCCCCGCACGCUGGCCACGCUGCGCAACAACGUCGAGGUCAGCAUUCGCUACCUGGCCGCCUGGCUGGGCGGCAACGGCUGCGUCCCCAUCCACGACCUGAUGGAGGAUGCCGCGACCGCGGAGAUCAGCCGCGCCCAGGUCUGGCAGUGGCUGCGUCAUGGCGUGGCGCUGGACGACGGCGCGCCCCUCACCGCAACCACCGUGAAGCUGGUCAUCCUGGAGGAGAUGGAGGCCCUGCGCCGCGAUCUGGGCGACGCCGCCUUCUCCGCGGGGGCCUACCUGGACGCCGCCUUCCUCUUCAAGCUCAUGGCCCUGUCCAGCGAGCUGCCAGACUUCCUCACCCUGCCGGCCUACGAUACCCUGCUCUCGUCAGAGUUCUCCGCCAGCGUGUCUGGCGGCCCCGCCUCCCGCAUGUGA
This is a messenger RNA of Auxenochlorella protothecoides, 1638 nucleotides long. RefSeq names its product Malate synthase. Lineage: Eukaryota; Viridiplantae; Chlorophyta; Trebouxiophyceae; Chlorellales; Chlorellaceae. Bases 1 to 1638 code for a protein of 545 amino acids. Gene Ontology annotation, biological process: glyoxylate cycle. Gene Ontology annotation, molecular function: malate synthase activity. The transcript is spliced from 4 exons. The record is from RefSeq and is a predicted model, not a curated record. Gene Ontology annotation, cellular component: cytoplasm.